AUGGUUUUAGUACAAGACUUAUUACACCCAAACCCAGAAACUGAAAAACACACUUACAAGUUAAAGAAAUUGGUACAAGAGCCAAACUCCUACUUUAUCGAUAUAAAAUGUCCAGGAUGUUUCAACAUUGCCACUGUUUUCAGUCAUGCUCAAACUGCUAUCGCUUGUGAAAAAUGUUCUAAUUUGUUGUGCACUCCAACUGGUGGUAAGGCAAAAUUAGCUGAAGGUUCAUCAUUUAGAAGAAAAUAA
Lodderomyces parapsilosis is the source of this 249-nucleotide messenger RNA. It is a transcript of the gene RPS27A, whose product is annotated as 40S ribosomal protein eS27. Gene Ontology annotation, biological process: translation; ribosomal small subunit assembly. The transcript has a single exon. Lineage: Eukaryota; Fungi; Ascomycota; Pichiomycetes; Serinales; Debaryomycetaceae. Bases 1 to 249 code for a protein of 82 amino acids. Gene Ontology annotation, cellular component: cytosolic small ribosomal subunit; ribosome. Gene Ontology annotation, molecular function: structural constituent of ribosome; RNA binding. The record is from RefSeq and is a predicted model, not a curated record.